Messenger RNA from Homarus americanus (American lobster), 357 nucleotides. Its product is annotated as CENPB DNA-binding domain-containing protein 1-like. Lineage: Eukaryota; Metazoa; Arthropoda; Malacostraca; Decapoda; Nephropidae. The record is from RefSeq and is a predicted model, not a curated record. The transcript has a single exon. Bases 1 to 357 code for a protein of 118 amino acids.
AUGCCUAAGCAACCAGCUACUAAAACUCCCAGCAAUGUUGCUAAGAAAUCAAGUGUGGCAGUUACAUUGGACGUGAAAUUGGAUAUCGUAAAAAGACAUGAACACGGAGAAGGAACGUCGGUGAAUGGUCGCAUGCACGGCUUGGCUCCCUCUAUGGUGCAUUCUAUAGUUAAAAGCGCCAACAAGAUCAAGAAGAUGGCCGGGUCUGCAAUACCACUGACGGCUACGAAGGUGACGAGGUUCCAUGAUGCCGAGAUGGAGAGUAUGGAGCCGAUGUUGAGCACGUGGAUUGACGACCAGACCCAGCGCCUUAAAACACCUUUAUCGCAACACAUGAUUCAACAGAAGGCAGUGUAG